Messenger RNA from Paramecium sonneborni, 469 nucleotides. NCBI's taxonomy places the organism in Eukaryota, Ciliophora, Oligohymenophorea, Peniculida, Parameciidae. The record is from the annotation of a GenBank genome assembly.
AAUUUAUUUAUGCCUUUGUAUGAAUUAAUAGCAAUUUGCAGAUGUUCUUAGGCAUAAGGUACAGCUGCAGCCAUAAGAUAAUUGUCAGUCUUGAUUUUCUAAGGAGGUAAUUUAUUAUAAUGAAAAGAAAAGGAGGAAAUAUUAGAAAUGUGAGAAUAUUGGGAGAUAGAAUCUUAAGUAAAUAAAUAAUAGGGAAUGAUGGAUUUAGACAUUUGAUAGGAAGAUAUGUUUCAGUUUUAUAUGAUGGUCAUCCAAGCAAAUUUAGAUCUGUUUUAAAGGGAGGAGAAAAGUCUUUUGAAAUAUUUAGAUUAUAACACUUUCGAGUGAAAGACUUCAUACCUGAAGCAGUUCGAUUUACAAAGCCAUUUGAAGAAGAAGCUCCUUUUGUGAAAAAUAGCAGUAUCCAAACUUAUGAUUAUGGAAGAGCAUUGCAAAUAUUAAGAGAAGAAAAAUAAAAGUUAUCAUGAGU